AUGAUAGGGGCUCCUAGCUACCGCAUCUGCCUCCUUGGAGUAGUGUGAAGUGCACGAUCAUUGAUAUGAAGUCACCUAAUGACAUACCGAUAGUAAGCAGUCGGACACUGGUCAUGGUGUAAUCGGCGUUAAACUCCGUUGCAAUUCUGUUAAUUUUUCUGAGAAGCUAUCCAGUCGACAGUCGGGGUGUGGGACAGUAACAGAUACCUCUGUGGCUAGCAAAUACUCUAGUAAGCUACAAGCUAAGAUUGACAUACCUGUCGAAUCCCGUGUAUAUAGCUCGCUAGCGUUGGCUAGUUAGACAAACGUCAGUGCAGCUAUGUUUGUGCAGGAGGAAAAGAUAUUUGCGGGAAAAGUUUUAAAGAUUCACAUAUGUACCAUGGAGGGUACGGAAUGGCUGGAGGAAGUUACAGAGGACACCACUAUUGAAAAACUUAAAGAGAGGUGCCUGAAACACUGUACACAUGGAAGUCUGGAAGAUCCGAAGGUUCUAACACACCAUAAAAUCAUUCAUGCUGCAUCAGAACGGGUCCUCGUAGAAACCAAAACAGUGGCCGAAGAGAACAUAAAAGAUAAAGAUGUACUUUUGUUGAUUAAGAGAAGACAACAACAGAUACCUAAAAUGGUAGAUAUUGCAGCAGAGGAAAAGAAAAAACAAGAAAGCAAAGCGCCAGACAAAGAUGCCAUUCUUAAAGCCACCGCUAACCUAUCCAUCCGGCACACAGACCGCACAGUUACUCAGCACAAUAUUCGGGAUUUUCAGACAGAGCUAAGGAAGAUCCUUGUAUCCCUCAUCGAAGUGGCACAGAAACUUCUGGCUUUAAACCCUGAUGCCGUCGAGCUCUUCAAGAAAGCCAACGCCAUGUUGGAUGAAGACGAGGAGGACCGAGUGGACGAGUCGGCCCUGCAGCAGCUGACAGAGAUGGGCUUCCCCGAGAGCCGGGCGGUCAAGGCCCUGCGACUCAACCACAUGUCGGUGACCCAGGCCAUGGAGUGGCUGAUUGAGCACGUGGACGACCCCACCGCGGACGCCCCCCUGGUCAACCAGGAGGCCUCGGGAGCUGGAGCUGGAGCAUCAGCAGGGGCGAGUGGGGCGUCAGCAGCCUCUGCCUCGGGGGCCUCAGCCUCUGCUUCGGCCUCGGCUUCCAGCUCCCUCUCCUCCCGGAUAUCGGAGGGCUCCAGCGCAGCAGAGGCGUCCAAGCAGGACGAGCUCACGGAGAUCUUCAAGCGGAUCCGGCGGAAACGCGAGUUCAGGCCGGACUCACGGGCUGUCAUUGCGCUGAUGGAGAUGGGCUUUGACGAGAAGGAGGUGAUCGAUGCCCUGCGGGUCAAUAAUAACCAACAGGACGCAGCGUGUGAGUGGCUGCUGGGGGAUAGGAAGCCUUCCCCAGAGGAUCUGGAUAAGGGCAUCGACACCAACAGCCCCCUCUUCCAGGCCAUACUUGAAAACCCUGUGGUACAGCUCGGCCUCACCAACCCCAAAACUCUAUUAGCUUUUGAAGACAUGCUGGAGAAUCCUCUGAACAGCACGCAGUGGAUGAACGAUCCCGAGACGGGGCCGGUGAUGCUUCAGAUAUCACGAAUCUUUCAAACCCUCAACCGCACAUAAAUGGCGUACAGUACAUACAUGCAUACAGUACAUGCAUUACACAUACCUCAAUGCGGGGGUCUGUGUGGGUGUGCAGCACUGUGCACUGUGGGAGUGUCCAUCCACCCUCAAGCGUCACGGGAGGCCAUGAAUGUAAUAGUAAUAACUCGAUAAUAUUAUUGCAUAGUCCACAGAGAUUCUGCACACCUUCUUGACUUUUUUAUAUAUAUAUAUUUAAAAAAAAGAUCUGUUACUGUUUGUGCGUGCGUGCGUGCAUGUACUGUGUGUAAGUGGGUUUGUGUGAAUGGGUGUGUGAGUGAGACUGAAAGAGAGGGAUAUAUAUAUAUAUAUAUAUAUAUAUAUAUAUA
Molecule: messenger RNA, 1956 nt
Organism: Engraulis encrasicolus (European anchovy)
Lineage: Eukaryota; Metazoa; Chordata; Actinopteri; Clupeiformes; Engraulidae
Gene: ubac1
Product: UBA domain containing 1
Exons: 10
Coding region: 320-1609 (429 amino acids)
Cellular component (GO): ubiquitin ligase complex
Molecular function (GO): protein binding
Source: RefSeq, a predicted model, not a curated record